CAGUGCACAGGUGGUGCCUAUCCCAGUCCGCUACCAGCUCCAGUUCACGUCGCACGUACCAUCCACCGCCAUGGCCGUGCCGUGGAAACCAGCAGCACUGCUGCUCGUCAGCGCAGUCGUCUGCUUACACGCGUAUCAAGCUAUACGGAUAGAGGUCAGUGAGGAGGGGGAGAAGGACAGAUGCAACCUGGAGGCGCCCUCUUUCGAGAAAUGUCGCGACUUCGUCGGCUGGGGUGCCGUGUCGUCCGAGGACGAGGUGCGCUACUACUACGACAGUAAGGAAGGUCGCUGUGACAGGUACGCGUCGCGCUACUGCCCCGACAGACCGGACGCGUUCACCAGCAACAUCGAAUGCUCGCGCGCAUGCCUAGGACGUGGGGUGUGCAGGUAUCGUCUGCCGGUGGUCAUGUGUCUCAUGAUGAGUGAGACUGGCUGGUACUACGACCCCACGCGCAAGCAGUGCGCAACGUUCGAAUACGCCGCGUGUCCUGGCAUCCUCAACAACUUUGCUAGCGAGGAAGAGUGCAGCUCAUUCUGCCACGGUGUCUCAGGAGAGUUCGUGGAUCCAGAGUGAAGCAUCGACCACCCAGCGAGCCCCCUCCCCCCCUCUCUCUCUUUCUCUCUCGUUUAUCAGACUCACCAAGUCAUCACCGUUCCAGUAGAACGCGUGCAUGCGCCAAACCCAUAGUUGGCAGUCACCAGAACUGACAAACUAUAGACUCUUGUGUUUCACCGAUAUGAAUGAUUAUUGGACGUUGAAUUUUUAUUUUAAAUUCUAUGCUAAUCGUAUGCAUAUACUUUAUCAGAAAUUACAAAAGGUAAACAUUUAAAGCUGAUCAUUAGUGUGCCCAUCUGUGGCUUAACCAAAUAUAGGUGCCAAUGGAUUGAAGUGAAUCGAUUAUUUACUGAGAAAUUCCUGCGUUUAUGUGAUUUAACGAAUGAAUAAUGAAAAUACAAAUUUCAGAUUUCCCAAUUAAA
Molecule: messenger RNA, 978 nt
Organism: Priapulus caudatus
Lineage: Eukaryota; Metazoa; Priapulida; Priapulimorpha; Priapulimorphida; Priapulidae
Product: kunitz-type serine protease inhibitor bitisilin-3-like
Exons: 4
Coding region: 71-574 (167 amino acids)
Molecular function (GO): serine-type endopeptidase inhibitor activity
Source: RefSeq, a predicted model, not a curated record